Molecule: messenger RNA, 4369 nt
Organism: Scatophagus argus
Lineage: Eukaryota; Metazoa; Chordata; Actinopteri; Scatophagidae
Gene: brpf3a
Product: bromodomain and PHD finger containing, 3a
Exons: 13
Coding region: 158-3865 (1235 amino acids)
Biological process (GO): regulation of transcription by RNA polymerase II
Cellular component (GO): MOZ/MORF histone acetyltransferase complex
Molecular function (GO): protein binding
Source: RefSeq, a predicted model, not a curated record
GCUGUCGCUCCUGAAAUUACCGGCUAGCUAAGCUAACGGCUAGCAUGUCCGCCUUGAUUGUAGUCUGUCACUAGCUGACAUUUAGCUAGGUGCAGUUAUUCUGUUUGGCACUCGCGCAGCAGAGGACGAUUUUUCAAGGGAGCUGGUGUACACUCCCAUGCGGAAGGUGAGGAGGUGGGAAUGUGACACAACUGUUAGAAGACUCAACAUGGGUAGGGGUCGAGGCAGAGGGAGAGGAAGGGGCAGGGGAUCAUCUGGCCAGUUGCGGCCUCCCUCGCCCUACAGACUGCAGCUCUCUCCAUCCAGGGAGACUUUGACAUAUGCUCAGGCACAGAAAAUAGUUGAAGUGGACCUAGAUGGAAGGCUCCAUCGGAUUAACAUCACAGAUUCUCUUCCGGUUAUUACAGAGGAUGAGAUGAUGGCCCAGGACAUUGCAGAGUGCAACAGCAACAAGGAAAACAGUGAACAAACUCAGAGUAAAACCAGAUUGUGGAGAAAACCUUCAGUCAGCAAAAGCAGGAGGAGUGGUAAAAAUACGUCUCACCAGAACCAACGGUCUAGCUCAGAGCAGCACACAGGAUCUACCAAUUCUUUUCUGAACCCGUCCCACCAGAGUCCUCUGCCUGAGCCUACCUUUCGUGUCCUGAGUUCAGUUUGCCCCCCAGAGGCUCCUCCUCUGCCAGCAGCCUACUACUGUUACAAAGAAAAGUCACUGGAGGAACAGGACAGUGUUGCUGAGUACGACAUGGACGAGGAGGACCUGGCAUGGCUGGAGAUGGUGAACCAAAAGAGAGUGUCUGAUGGCCAUGCCUCCGUUUCUCCAGACACUUUUGAACUGCUGAUUGACCGCCUAGAGAGGGAAUCAAUCCUGGAGUCUCGUAGCCAGGCACUGUCCCACAGUGCCGUAGACGAGGACGCUUUCUGCUGUGUCUGUCUAGAUGACGAAUGUCUCAACAGUAAUGUCAUCCUGUUCUGUGACAUCUGCAAUCUAGCUGUCCACCAGGAGUGCUAUGGUGUGCCCUACGUACCUGAGGGUCAGUGGCUGUGCCGCUGCUGCCUGCAGUCCCCCUCCCGUCCUGUAGACUGUGUGCUCUGUCCAAACCGAGGAGGUGCCUUUAAACAGACAAGUGAUGGACGUUGGGCCCAUGUUGUCUGUGCCAUAUGGAUCCCGGAGGUGUGCUUUGCAAACACAGUGUUUUUGGAGCCUGUUGAGGGGGUCAAGAACAUCCCUACUGCUCGCUGGAAGCUCACCUGUUACUUGUGUAAGCAGAAGGGUAGGGGAGCAUCCAUUCAGUGCCACAAAGCCAACUGCUACAGGGCCUUUCAUGUCACCUGUGCCCAGAAGGCUGGCCUAUUUAUGAAGAUAGAUCCGGUCCGGGAGACAGGUGUCAACGGUACCACCUUCUCUGUAAAGAAGACUGCUUUCUGUGAGCAUCAUUCUCCAGUGGGGUCUCGGAAGGACGGGUCUGGAGACGAGUCAGUUGAAGGAAGACUGGUGGGAGGCAGGGGUAACCGGGGUCAAAGGUCCUACACUCAAAGCCCUCCCUCACCACCAAACAAGAAGGCUACCAAGGGCCAGAAGAAGAAGAAUACAAAGGGGUCUGGUGGGUCUACGCGUCGCUCGACUGUGCCUGUGCUGCUUGUGCCUCAGAUCCCCUCUCACAGGCUGAACAAGAUCUGCACAGGAGUUGAAGUCCAGAGGAAGAAUCAGUUCAUGCAGAGGCUUCAUAACUACUGGUUACUGAAACGCCAGUCACGAAAUGGGAUGCCUUUAAUACGCCGACUUCAUUCCCAUCUACAAGCCCAUAAGACAGCAGAGCAGAAUGAACCUGAUGAGAAGCUGUGUGCUGCAAGAGAGGAGCUACGAUACUGGCAGAAGUUGAGGCAAGACCUGGAAAGAGCCAGACUUUUGGUGGAACUCAUCCGCAAGAGGGAGAGGCUAAAGAGAGAACAGGUGAAAAUUCAGCAGGCUGCUCUUGAACUGAAGUUGACCCCUGCGUUGGUGCUUCUGCGAUCCACCUUGGAGCAACUGCAAGAGAAGGACACAGCAAAAAUCUUCUCUCAGCCGGUUAAUCUAGCAGAGGUCCCAGAUUACCUGGAGUUUAUAACCCAACCCAUGGACUUCUCCACCAUGCGUACCAAACUAGAGGGACAUGCUUACUGCUCAAUUGCAGACCUGGAGAAGGACUUUGAUCUUGUGAUCUCCAACUGCCUCAAGUACAACUCCAAGGACACCAUGUUUCACAAGGCAGCCUUACAACUGCGGGAGGUGGGUGGAGCCAUUCUCCGUCAUGCUCACAGGCAGUUUCAGAGCAUUGGCCUGGACCCCAGCACUGGGAUGCAUCUCUCAGAUGCUCUGAACAAACAUGGCUUCUACCACUGUACGUGGGAUGACGUCGACUCUCUCUUGGACCCAGACAACAGACUCCACUUAACCACUGACGAACAGCUGAAGGCCUUACUGGACAAACUGGACAUGGUUACAUCCAUGCGUACCAGUGGUGGUCGAACCAAACGUAUUAGACUGCUACGCCGAGAAAUCAACUCUCUCAGACAGAAGAUGAACCAGCAGCAGCGAAACACUCAGUCUGUGAAUGGGAAUGACAGGGAGGAUGAAGGAAAAGAGGACGAAGAAGAGGAGGUGGUGGAAGAGGAGGAGGAGGAGGAGGAGGAGGAGAGGGAACAGAAAAAGGAGAAGACUGAUGUUGACAAUGGACCUUUGACUGUAGUGUCUAGUACUGGAACAGAUGACUCUCCACCUGUGCUAGAGCUUAGCUGCCCAGUGUCAUCACCACUGCCAGGAGACGCUCCUCUGGAACCCCCUGUCCUCGGCAUUGUAACCGGAGGACGAAGGUCACCCGGACGCUCCUACAAGCGUCAGAGGUCCUCCCGGAGUGGAAGCAAAAGCCAAGGUGAAGAUGAGGCCGAAGUUGGUGAAACGCCAUCUUCACAACCAGAGGCUGUUCAUGAGGUUACUCCACUGGGAACACCCCCGAAUCAGCCUUUGGUUGGAGUUGGUCGUCGUACAUCUGUUCUGUUUAAGAAAGCUAAAAAUGGGGCACGAAUGGCAAUUAACAAGUCCCCACCACAACAAAAUGGGAAAACAGCUGAUGAUAAAACUAAUGGGUUGGACAGCACUCCUGCCAGCCCAAAUUCACCCAGUAUGACCAACAUCACCGCCUUACCUCCUACUCCCAACGCUUCCCCUACACCUCCCUCUCCUUCCUCACACCAUCUGAGGUCCACAGGCCACAACUCAGAAAGUGAAGCAGACAAACUCUGUCGAACACCCAGAGAAGGUCUGACAAACGGAAAGCACUCAGCGGAUGAUGACCAAAAACUAAACUGCAGUGUCUCCCCACCCAAACGCAGCCGUGGUAAACCUGCAUUGGCUAAAGUUCCCAACAGUGACAAUGGAGACAUUUCUGGAAAGUCUACACUUCUGUCUUCAGAUAGUGAGACUGAGCUUGCACCUCUGGACCUAGUUUGGGCCAAAUGCAGAGGAUAUCCAUCAUACCCAGCAAUGAUUGUUGACCCAGACAUGCCCCAGGAGGGGCUUCUUCACAAUGGCAUUCCCAUUCCAGUGCCUCCUGUGGAGGUGCUCAAACUGGGCAAGUGGAGGGAAACGGAAGAAGGCGAAAAGCUCUUCUUAGUGCUCUUCUUUGACACCAAAAGAACUUGGCAAUGGCUCCCUCGGAACAAACUGCUGCCGCUGGGGAUGGAUGACACUGUGGACAAACUGCGCUUAAUGGAAGGCAAGAAACCCAGUGUCCGCAAGUCUGUACACACGGCAUAUGACCGGGCUAUGGUACAUUUAAACCACGUGAGAGGGAAUCUAAACUUCACUCCCUCCAAUUUUAUAUAAAUUUUAGAUUUUAUCAUCUUAAACAGGCUGCCUGGUUCUAUGUAUAGAAGCUUCAUCAAUGCUCUUGAAAAGGUGGGAAUUGGUGGUAUUUGAAGGUUUUGUUUAGAAAAAGUGCUUGAAGACAUUUUCCUAGAUGAAUCUGUUCAUUUAUUCAUGUAAUUUUUAAAAACGAUUUUACACAACCACUGUACUAUGUGUUCAUGUAAAGUUUUUGUUUUAGGCCAAAGUGAGUCAAGACUUGAGAAAAGUGUAAAUAUUUAAUCAUCUAAGGGAUUGUCUUGAUUCAAACCAUUUAGAUUGUAUUUGCCAUUGAAAUAUCACUGUGUUUAAUGAAGUGUGAAAGUCCCACAUAAUAUUCAUGUCAUAUCUGGACUCCACAGAAGUUUGGCUUUGACAGCUAGUGAUGAAAAUGAAAAUUGUUGCCACUGAAAGUCCUUCUCUAAUCCUAUCUGGUGUUGGUUAUACAUCAGUGUUUCUUAAAGGUACCAAACUUUUUCCUUUUUU